This is a messenger RNA of Echinostoma caproni, 234 nucleotides long. Lineage: Eukaryota; Metazoa; Platyhelminthes; Trematoda; Plagiorchiida; Echinostomatidae. The record is from the annotation of a GenBank genome assembly.
AUGGUUGGUGUUCUGAAUUUCGUGCGUAUUACUACUACUCCUACUCCUACUACAAUCAUUACAAAUUGGCGUCGCGCAAUGGAGCUUCCAAAUAUUGAACAAUUAAACCUGAAAGCCAGUCCAUUCGAGAUCAAGAAAUGGGUAGAGCGAUUCCAACUGUGGUGCGGUAUUCGAAAAGGUGGUUUGCAAAACCAAUCGGUCCUAUUUAUCACUGCUGGAGGCCGUGAUCUGUAG